Molecule: messenger RNA, 15361 nt
Organism: Octodon degus (degu)
Lineage: Eukaryota; Metazoa; Chordata; Mammalia; Rodentia; Octodontidae
Gene: Sspo
Product: SCO-spondin
Cellular component (GO): extracellular matrix
Molecular function (GO): protein binding; peptidase inhibitor activity
Source: RefSeq, a predicted model, not a curated record
AUGUUGCUUCUCGUCCUCUUUGGGAUGCUGUGGGCGCUGGUUACUGGGCGGUGGUGUGAGUGGACAGAGACCGUCCACACAAAGGAGGAAGUAGCCCCCCGUCGGGAGGACCUGGUGCUCUGCACCAGCCUCUACCAUUAUAGCCGCCUAGGCUGGCGUCUGGACCUGCCCAGGAGCGGCCGUGCAGGGCUCACCGGGUCCCCAGCGCCUGGGCUCUGUGCCAUCUACAAACCCCCUGAAAUCCAUUCUGUCACCCAGAACCGGACGGUGAGGGCUUGCUGCCCAGGCUGGGGGGGCACACAGUGCACUGAUGCUCUGGCUGAAGCCAGCCCUGAUGGCCGCUGCUUUGCCACAUGGCAGUGCGAGCCUCUGGCAGGCUCAGCUAAUGCUUCAGCAGGAAGCUUAGAAGAGUGCUGCGCCCGGCCCUGGGGACACAGCUGGCGGGAUGGCAGCUCACAGGUCUGCCUCCUUUGCCACAGCAAACACCUCCCAGGGGAUGCUUCCUCUGCAACUCUCCUGCAGCCGCUUGCAGGGGCUGUGGGCCAGGUCUGGAGCCAGCAGCAGCGGCCCUCAGCCACCUGUGCCACCUGGUCAGGCUUCCACUACCGCACCUUCGACGGGCGUCACUACCACUUCCUGGGCCGCUGCACCUACCUUCUGGCGGGUGCUGUUGACUCCACCUGGGCUGUCCACCUGAGGCCUGGAGGCCACUGCUCCCAGCCUGGGCACUGCCAGCUGGUCCGGGUGAUGAUGGGCUCCGAGGACGUGCUGAUCCAGGAUGGUGCUGUCUCUGUGCAGGGGAGGCUAGUGCCCGAGGGGGAGUCGCAGCUGCUCCCUGGGCUAAGCCUGCAAUGGCAGGGGGACUGGUUGGUGCUGUCCGGGGGCCUGGGGGUUGUUGUGCGGCUGGACAGGUCCACUUCGGUCUGGGUCUCCAUGGACCAUGAGCUCCAGGGACAGACGCAGGGCCUCUGUGGCCUCUAUAAUGGCCAGCUGGAGGAUGACUUCCAGGAGCCAGGAGGGGGGCAGGCUGCGCUGGCCGCCACCUUUGGGAAUUCCUGGCGGCUCCCCGGCUCCGAGCCUGGGUGUCCAGAUGCAGUGGAGGCAGCCCAGGGCUGUGAGAGCCCCACAGAGGGUGCAGAGGCCAGCGUGGAGGCUGGCCAGCUGCGGGCUGAGGCCCAGGAUGUGUGCCACCAGCUGCUGGAGGGUCCAUUCAGCCAAUGUCAUGUCCAGGUUCUCCCGGAGGAGUACCACAAGGCCUGCCUCUUCGCCUACUGUGCAGCACCUGUGGUGGGCAGUGACCAAGCAGGCCGGAGGGAGGCUGUGUGUGCCACCUUCAGCAACUAUGCCCAGGCCUGUGCCAGGUGGCAUAUCCACGUGCACUGGAGGAAGCCUGGCUUCUGUGAGCGCCUGUGCCCGGGAGGCCAGCUCUACUCCGACUGCAUCUCGUCCUGCACUGCAAGCUGCUCCAUGGUUGGCCAGGGUGAGGAGGGGCCCUGUGGGGAAGAGUGUGUCAGCGGCUGUGAAUGCCCGCCUGGGCUCUUCUGGGAUGGCACCCACUGUGUGCCUGCUGCCCACUGCCCCUGCUACCACCGGCGCAAGCGCUACGCCCCAGGCGACACUGUGCACCAGCAGUGCAACCUAUGUGUGUGUCAGGAUGGCCGCUGGCAUUGUGCCCAGGCCUCAUGCCCUGCUGAAUGUGCAGUAGAAGGUGACGGGCAUUACCUCACCUUUGAUGGGCGGAGCUUCUCCUUCCAAGGUGGUCCAGGCUGCCACUACAUCCUGGUGCAAGACCACGGCCAGAAGCCGCUGCUGAUGGUGCUGGAGCAUGGGGCCUGCGACUCUGGGAGCUGCCUGCAUGCGCUGUCUGUCUCCCUAGAGGACACCCACAUCCAGCUCAGACACUCAGGAGCUGUGCUGGUGGAUGGGCAAGAUGUGGGCUUGCCCUGGACUGGCGCUGCAGGCCUCAGUGUCUCCCAAGCCUCUUCUACCUUCCUGCUGCUGCGUUGGCCUGGGGCCCGGGUCCUCUGGGGCGUGGCUGACCCUGCAGCUUACAUCAUGUUGGACCCCCGCUAUGCCCACCAGGUGCAAGGUCUAUGUGGCACCUUCACCCGGAACCAGCAGGAUGACUUCCUGACGCCAGCUGGGGACGUGGAGACCAGCAUUGCUGCCUUUGCUAGCAAGUUCCAGGUGGCAGGUGGAAGCAGGUGCCCUCCCGAGGACAGCCCUCUGCUCUCCCCCUGCAGCACCCACUCCCAGCGCCUCACCUUCGCGGAGGCGGCCUGUGCCAUCCUGCACGGCCCAGCCUUCCAGGCAUGCCACAGGCUGGUGGACAGGGAGCCCUUCCAGCUGCGCUGUUUGGCAGCUGUGUGUGGCUGUGCCUCAGGCAGGGACUGCCUGUGCCCAGUGCUCUCUGCCUAUGCGCGCCGCUGUGCCCAGGAGGAUGUCCUGCUGCUCUGGAGGAACCAGACUCUCUGCCCUGUCCCAUGUCCCGGUGGCCAGGAGUACCAGGAGUGUGCCCCAGCAUGUGGCCACCACUGUGGGGAGCCAGAGGACUGCAACAAGCUGGGCAGCUGUGUGGCUGGUUGUAACUGCCCCCCAGGGUUGCUGUGGGACCCUGAGGGCCAGUGCGUGCCCCCCAGCUUGUGCCUCUGCCAGCUCGGAGACCAUCGUUACACCCCUGGCAGUGUCACCCAGAAGGGCUGCAACCACUGUGUCUGCCAGGAGAGGGGCCUCUGGAACUGCACAGCUCACCACUGUCCCCCGCAGCGGGCCUUCUGUCCCCAGGAGCUUAUCUAUGCCCCCAAUGCCUGCCUCCUCACCUGUGACAGCCCUAAUGCCAGCCAUUCCUGUCCUUCGGGCAGCACUGAUGGCUGUGUCUGUCCCCCGGGCACCGUGCUGCUGGACGAACACUGUGUGCCUCCUGACCUCUGUCCCUGCCAUCACAGUGGGCAGUGGUACCCGCCUAAUGCCACCAUCCAGGAGGACUGCAACACUUGUGUGUGUCAGGGCCGGCAAUGGCACUGCACAGGCCAGCAGUGCAGUGGGCGGUGCCAGGCAUCAGGCGCCCCCCACUAUGUGACAUUCGAUGGGCUGUCCCUCACCUUCCCCGGGGCCUGUGAGUACCUGCUGGUGCGAGAGGCUGGCGGCCGCUUCAGCAUCUCUGCUCGGAACCUGCCCUGUGGGGCCAGCGGCCUCACCUGCACCAAGGCCCUGGCCGUGCAUCUGGAGAGCACCGUUGUGCACAUGCUCAGAGGCAGGGCAGUGACAGUGAAUGGGGUGGCCGUAAGGCCCCCCAAGGUCUACACUGGCCCUGGCUUGAGCCUUCGCCAUGCUGGACUCUUCCUGCUGCUGACAACGCGUCUGGGCCUCAGCUUGCUCUGGGAUGGAGGUACCCGCGUACUGGUACAGCUGUCCCCCCACUUCCGCGGUCGUGUGGCCGGCCUGUGUGGAGACUUUGAUGGUGACGCCAGCAAUGACCUGAGGAGCCGCCAAGGAGUCCUGGAGCCCACAGCUGAGCUGGCAGCCCACUCCUGGCGCCUCAACCCCCUGUGCCCCGAGCCAGGAGAUCUGCUACACCCCUGCACCGUGAAUGCCCACCGGGCAGCGUGGGCCCGGACCCGCUGCGGGGUGAUGCUGCGGCCACUGUUUGCCCGAUGCCAUGCAGAGGUGCCCCCGCAGCAGCACUACGAGUGGUGUGUGUACGACGCCUGCGGCUGUGAUUCAGGGGGUGACUGCGAGUGCCUAUGCUCGGCCAUCGCCACCUAUGCUGACGAGUGUGCCAGGCGUGGGCAUCACGUGCGCUGGCGCAGCCAGGAGCUCUGCCCCCUGCAGUGUGAAGGGGGACAGGUGUAUGAGGCCUGUGGUCCCGUGUGUCCCCCCACCUGCCAUGACCACCAUCCUGAGCCUGGAUGGCACUGCCAGGCUGUCGCCUGUGUGGAGGGCUGCUUCUGCCCUGUGGGGACUCUGCUGCAUGGAGGAACCUGUGUGGAGCCAGCUGCCUGUCCCUGUGAGUGGGAUGGCAGCUUCUUCCCACCAGGGACAGUGCUGCAAAAGGACUGUGGGAACUGCACGUGCCAGGACAGUCAGUGGCACUGCGGAGCUGAUGGAGCCCCCUGUGAGGAGCUGGUGCCUCGCUGUGCAGAAGGAGAGGCUCCAUGCCAGGGCAGUGGGCACUGUGUGCCACAUGAGUGGCUUUGUGACAACCAGGACGACUGUGGCGAUGGCUCAGAUGAGGAGGGCUGUGCCACCCCAGGUUGUGGGCAGGGCCAGAUGCCUUGCCACUCCGGCCGCUGUGUGCCCCUGGCCCUGCUCUGUAACGGGCAGGAUGACUGUGGAGAUGGCAGUGAUGAACAGGGCUGCCCAUGCCCCUCUGAUUCACUGGCCUGUGCUGAUGGGCGCUGCCUGCCCCUGGCCCUGCUGUGUGAUGGGCAUCCCGACUGUCUGGAUGCCGCCGAUGAGGAGUCCUGUCUGGGGCAGGUGACCUGCGUCCCUGGGGAGUUGUCCUGCACCGAUGGCACCUGUGUGGGGGCCUUGCAACUAUGUGACGGAGUCUGGGACUGCCCAGAUGGAGUGGACGAGGGGUCUGGACACUGCCCCACUCCCUCUCUGUCCGCGUCCCCUUCCGGCACCACGCCAGGCUCCCUGGAAGGUGCAUCAAGUCCCUUGGGUAGUGCCAGCCCUGCCCCCUGCAGCCCCUCGGAGUUCGCGUGCGGCAGCGGCGAGUGCGCCCCCCGUGGCUGGCGCUGCGACCAGGAGGAGGACUGCUCGGAUGGCAGCGACGAGCUGGGCUGUGCCGGGCCCUGCGCGCCGCCCCUCCUGCCCUGCGCCCGCAGCAGCGCGCACUGCCUGACCCCGCGGCAGCUGUGCGACGGGGAGCCGCAGUGCCCGGAUGGCUGGGACGAGGGUCCCGAGGCUUGCGGUGAUCUUCCAGCCCCAGGAGGCCUCAACGGAACAAGUGUCCCCUGCCCAGAAUACUCAUGCCCUAAUGGCGUCUGCAUUGACUUCCAAAAGGUGUGUGAUGGACAGUCUGACUGCCAAGUGGCUCUGGGGGAGGCAGGGCCCUCCCCCGAGGAGCAGGCUUGUGGAGCCUGGGGACCCUGGAACCCGUGGGAGCCGUGCAGCCAGACCUGUGGAUCUGGGGUGCGCAGCCGGAGUCGUCGUUGCUCCCCGCCUGGGCUCCCGGUGCUGCAGCGCUGCCUGGGCCCUGAGCAGCAGUCUCAGGCCUGCUUUGCUGAGGCCUGCCCAGUGGAUGGCAAAUGGGGCUCCUGGUCUCCCUGGUCUCCAUGCUCUGAGCCAUGUGGGGGCACCAUGAUGCGGCAACGGCAGUGCCACCCUCCCCAGAAUGGGGGCCGGGCCUGUAUCCUGCUGCUGGGGGACCCUCACAGCAUCCGUGAGACCAAGCCUUGCCCUCCGGAUGGCUGCCCCAAUGCCACCUGCUCUGGGGAGCUGGUGUUUUGGCCCUGUGCCCCCUGCCCUCUGACCUGUGGUGAUGUCUCCAGCCAGGCCACGUGCCCACCCGAGCAGCCCUGUAGCAGCCCAGGCUGCUGGUGCCCUGCAGGGCAGGUGCUGGGCAGCGAAGGGCGGUGUGUGUGGCCCCGGCAAUGCCCCUGCCUGGUGGAUGGCACUCACUACUGGCCUGGGCAGCGGAUCAAGGCUGACUGUCAGCUCUGCGUCUGCCAGGAGGGGCGGCCUCGGCGCUGCCGGCCACACCCAGACUGUGCGGUGAACUGUGGCUGGUCCUCAUGGUCCCCCUGGGCAGACUGCCUGGGCCCCUGUGGGACGCAGAGCAUCCAGUGGUCCUUCCGGAGCCCCAACAACCCCCGCCAGUCAGGCCGGGGUCGCCAGUGCCUUGGCAUCCACCGCAAGGCCCGCAGGUGCCAGGUGAAGUCAUGCCAGGGCUGUGAGCAGCAGGGCCAUGUGUGGCACGUGGGGCAGCGCUGGCGCAGGGGCCCUUGCGAGGUGUGCCAGUGCCUGGAUCCUAGCACCGUGCACUGUUCCCCCUUCUGCCCACUGGGCAGCUGCCCCCAGGGCUGGGUUCUGGUGGAAGGAGCGGGCGAAUCAUGUUGCCACUGUGCUCUGCCUGGAGAGAACCACACGGUACCUCCCAUGGACACUCCAGCUCCGGCUCCAGCCCCCAGCCCCCAGACUGGACCCGCUCUGGCCACCUACGUCCUGCCCCCACUGGGAGAUCCCUGCUAUUCACCCCUGGGCCUGGCCCGACCACCCAAGGGCAGCCUGGGGACAUUGCCCCUACAGUCAGAGGACCCCACCCACAUGUCCCUCCUGGGAGCUGCCACUGAGAUCCCCAUCCUUGGAGAGGAUGCUCAUGCCAAGCAGCACCCCCAGCCUCCCUAUAUGCAGCUGGACCUGCUGUGGGCCCGGAACCUCACAGGCCUUGUGGUACAGGGGACGCAUUCGGCUGAUACUCACCUCCCCAGCUUCUCCCUCCAGUUCAGCAGCGAUGGUUUACACUGGCACAACUAUAGUGACAUCCUACCUGGUGCUCUGCCUGUGCCCAAGCCUUUCCCUGGGAGCUGGGCUGAUGUGGCCCCCAAGGGAUGGACAUUUGGCCGGAUGGUCCAGGCGAGGUACGUGAGGGUCUGGCCACAUACUGGCCACCCCAGUGGAAUCAGCAGUGGCAUCUUCCAGUGGGCAGAGCUGCUGGGCUGCGGGACAGCACACCCAUGCCCAGGGACCAGGCUCCGCUGUGCCAGUGGGGAGUGUGCCCCAAGUGGGGGUCCUUGUGACGGAGCUGCAGACUGCGAGGAUGGCUCUGAUGAGAAGGGCUGUGGGCCCCUGCCUGCAGGGACUGGCGGUUCUGGGGAAGCCAUGCAGAAUGUGGCCACCACGUCCACAAGCCACCUUGGAGCCUUGAGCCUGCAGCCAGGAAUGGCAGCGGUGACUAUGUUCCCCCUACGGCCACUGACGCCGGUGACUCCUGCUGGGCACAGCAUCCCCCCCGGUCCCUUCCCACCUGCACAGUGCGGCCCUCGGCAGGUGCCCUGCGAGGUGCUGGGCUGUGUGGAGUGGGCACAGCUCUGCGACGGGAGUGAGGACUGCCUGGAUGGCUCUGAUGAGCGGCACUGCGGCUUCACCGUGUCACUCAUGUGGCUCCCUUCUUCUCUCCCACGCCUCCGGGCAGUGAGCACAGAGCCCUUCACGGUGCCCACCACAGUGCUUCCUGGGCUUCCGGGUUCAAGGGCUCUCUGCUCCCCGAGCCAGCUUCGCUGUGGCAGUGGGGAGUGUCUGUCAGCUGAGAGACGCUGCGACCUGCGUUCUGACUGCCAGGAUGGCUCAGAUGAGGACAACUGUGUGGACUGCAUGCUGGCACCCUGGUCUAGCUGGAGUGGCUGCAGCCACAGCUGUGGCCUGGGCUUCACCUUCCAGCGCCGGGAGCAGCUGCGGCCACCCCUGCCUGGGGGAAGCUGCCUGAAGGACCAGCUGCGCAGCCAGCCCUGCUUUGUGCAGGCCUGCCCAGUGGCUGGGGCAUGGGCAGAGUGGGAGACCUGGGGCCCCUGCAGUGUGUCUUGUGGAGGUGGCCACCGGAGUCGCCGGAGGAGCUGUGUGGACCCCCCACCCAAGAAUGGUGGUGCCCCCUGCCCCGGGGCUUCCCAAGAGAGGGUGCCCUGUGGCUUGCAGCCCUGUGCCGGUGACACAGACUGUGGGCCGGGCCAUGUGCACGUGAAUGCAGAGUUAUGCCAGGAGGGACUGGUGCCCCGGUGUCCACCCUCCUGCCUGGACCCUGAGGCCAACAGGAGCUGCACUGGGCAGUGUGUAGAGGGGUGCCGCUGUGCUGCAGGGCUGCUUCUCCAUGAUUCGCGCUGCCUGCCCCUCUCGGAGUGCCCCUGCCUCGUGGGCGAAGAGCUGCAGCAGCCAGGGUCAUCCUUCCUGAUGGACAACUGCAGCCGCUGUGUGUGUGAGAAGGGCAAGCUGCAGUGCGAGCCGGGUGGCUGCCCCCAGCCCUGUGGCUGGUCAGCCUGGUCCUCCUGGGCCCCCUGCGACCGCUCCUGUGGCCCCGGAGUGAAGGCCAGGUUCAGGUCCCCUUCCAACCCUCCUGUGGCUUUCGGAGGUGCUCCCUGUGAGGGUGACAGCCAGCAGUUGCAGCCCUGCUACACGGAGUGUGGGACAGAAGCUCUGGGCUGGACACCCUGGACACCCUGGUACCCCUGCUCCCAGAGCUGCCUUGUCCCUGGAGGGGGCCCCAGCUGGCAGCGGCGUUUCCGGCUCUGCCCCAGCCCCAGCCCCGAGGAUGCCUGCCUUGGAGAGGCCAUCCAGGAGGAGCCCUGCAGCCCCCCUCUGUGCCCAGUGCCGAGCAGCUGGGGUCUGUGGGCUUCCUGGUCAGCCUGCUCAGUGUCCUGUGGUGGAGGUGUGCAGAUCCGUGGGCGCAGCUGUGAUGGCCCGGCUCCUGGGCACCCUGUGUGCCAGGGACCCCACAGUCAGACCAGGGACUGCAACACACAGCCCUGCACAGCGCAGUGCCCCAGCGACAUGGUGUUCCGCUCAGCAGAGCAGUGUCUCCAGGAGGGUGGUCCGUGCCCUCAACUGUGCCUGGCUCAAGACCCUGGGGUGGAGUGCACAGGCCUUUGUGCCCCUAGCUGUGCCUGCCCCCCUGGCCUCUUCCUGCACAACAGCAGCUGUCUGCCUCGCGCCCAGUGCCCAUGCCAGCUGCACGGGCAGCUGUAUGCACCUGGAGCGGUGGCACACCUGGAUGCCUGCAACAACUGCACCUGUGUCUCUGGUGAGAUGGCAUGCACUUCAGAACCCUGCCCAGUGGCCUGUGGCUGGAGCCCCUGGACCCCGUGGAGUCCCUGCAGCCGCAGCUGUGAUGUUGGCAUUCGGCGACGCUUGCGGACAGGCUCUGCACCCCCAGCUGCCCUCGGAGGUGCUGAGUGCCAGGGUCCCGACAUGGAAGCUGAAUUCUGUAGUCUGCAGCCGUGCCAAGGUCCUGGUGGGGCGUGGGGUCCCUGGACUCGGUGCUCCGUGUCCUGCGGCGGUGGCUACAGGAACCGCACCCAAGGCAGCAGCCCACAUGGCCCUGUGGAGUUCUCCACCUGCAGCCUGCAGCCCUGUGCAGGGCCAGUGCCUGGUGUGUGUCCCAGGGGACAGCAGUGGCAGGACUGUGCCCAGGGCCCUGCCUCCUGUGCAGAGCUCAGCUCCCUGGGACAGACAAACCAGACCUGCCAGCCUGGCUGCUACUGCCCACCUCCAACGCUCCUGCUGAACAGCAUGUGUGUGCCCCCCCAGGACUGCCCCUGUACCCACGGGGGCCACCUCUACCCCCCGGGCAGCAUUGUGCUGAAUGCCUGUGAAAACUGUUCCUGUGUCUCUGGGCUGGUCUCCAACUGCACCUCCAGGCCUUGCGAGGAGGGCCAGCCCAAAUGGUCCCCCUGGACUCCCUGGAGCGAAUGCUCAGCCUCCUGUGGCCCUGCCCGUCGCCACCGGCACCACUUCUGCCUCAACACCCCCAGCGUGGUGCCUGCAAGCCAGGCUCUGCUGCCCUCCCCAACUGCCCCCACACCCCUCUGCCCAGGACCCGAGGCCGAGGAAGAGCCGUGCUUCCCGCCUGCCUGUGACCGAGCAGGAGACUGGGGGCCUUGGGGACCCUGGUCGAGCUGCAGUCGGAGCUGCGGGGGAGGCCUGCGCAGCCGGACCCGAGCCUGUGACCAGCCGCCACCUGAGGGCCUGGGGCUUUUCUGCGAGGGACCUCAGGCCCAGGGGGAAACCUGCCAGGCUCAGCCGUGCCCAGGGACCAACUGCACCUCCAUCGAGGGGGCCCAGUACAGCGCCUGUGGCCCUCCCUGCCCCCACUCCUGCGACGACCUUGUGCACUGUGUUUGGCGCUGUCAGCCCGGCUGCUACUGUCCCCUGGGCCAGGUGCUGAGUGCUGAUGGGACCAUCUGUGUGCAGCCGGGUCACUGCAGCUGCCUGGACCUGCUGACUGGGGAGCGGCACCGUCCAGGCGCCCAGCUGGCCAGGCCUGAUGGCUGCAACCACUGCACCUGCAUGGAGGGGAGGCUCAACUGCACGGACUUGCCCUGUCCAGUGCCCGGAAGCUGGUGCUCAUGGUCAGAGUGGACAGCGUGCUCCCAGCCCUGCAGGAGCCAGGCGAGGACCCGCUCCAGGGCUUGUGCCUGCCCCGCUCCUCAGCACGGCGGUGCUCCAUGCCCCGGCGGGGCAGGGGCCCAGGGUCAGAGGGAGGCCUGCCCGAGCUCCACCGCCUGCCCAGUGGAUGGCGCCUGGAGCCCUUGGGGGCCAUGGGCUUCCUGCGAUGUGUGCCUGGGGCAGUCCCACCGGAGGCGAGUGUGCACCCAGCCACCCAGCUCUGAGGGAGGCAGGCCGUGCCCAGGGGCCCACGAGGAGAGUCGCCCAUGCUGGGACAGCUCCACGGAGUGCGCAGACUGUGGAGGGGGCCAGGUUCUACUGCCCUGUGGGCGGCCUUGCCCCCGCUCCUGCCAGGACCUGUCCCCUGGAAGUGUGUGCCAGCCAGGCCCUGUGGGGUGCCAGCCCAGCUGUGGAUGUCCCCUGGGACAGCUCACCCAGGAUGGGCUCUGUGUGCCCCCAGCCCACUGCCGCUGCCAGUACCAGCCUGGAGCCGUGGGGGUUCCUGAGAACCACAGCCGGUCAGCAGGGUCUGGGCUCAGCUCCUGGGAGAGUCUGGAACCUGGAGAGGUGGUGACUGGGCCAUGUGACAACUGCACCUGUGUGGCAGGCAUCCUGCAGUGCCAGGAGGUGCCCAGUUGCCCUGGCAUGGGCAUGUGGGGGUUCUGGGGCCCCUGGGAGGACUGCAGUGUUUCCUGUGGGGGAGGGGAGCAGCUGCGCUCCCGGCUCUGCCCCCGACCCCCCUGCCCGGGACUGGCCCGGCAGAGCCGCACCUGCCAUACCCAGGUCUGCAGAGAGGCAGGCUGCCCAGCUGGACGCCUGUACCGCGAGUGCCAGCCCAGCGAGGGAUGCCCCUUCUCCUGUGCCCACAUCACGGGCCAGGUGGCCUGCUUCUCCAGCAGCUGCGAGGAAGGCUGCCACUGUCCUGAGGGCACCUUCCUGCACCGCUUGGCCUGUGUCCAGGAGUGUCCCUGUGUGCUGACAGCCACACUGCUGCAGGAGUUGGGUGCCACCAGCUCUGGGUCUGGGAUGUCCCCACCCCUUUUGGGAGAAGAAGGUCAGCACUUUGGGCCUGGAGAUGAGUUGGACCCAGGCCAGACAUUUCAAAUGGGCUGCAGAAACUGCUCCUGUGUGCAUGGGAAGCUGUCCUGCUCCCUGGACAACUGCUCCCAGGCUGAAAGUGGCUUCAGCCCCUGGGGCCCGUGGGGCCCGUGCUCCCGUUCCUGUGGCCAGCUGGGGACCCGCACCCGCAGCCGCCAGUGCAUGCUCCCCACACCUGCUUCUGGGGGCCAGGGCUGCCUAGGACCCAGAAAGGACCUGGAGGACUGCCACAGCCCAGACUGCCCUGGGGCUGAAGUGCCCACGGUGGAACCAGUGACCGCCCUUCCAGGUGGCUGGGGCCUAUGGUCGCCGUGGUCGCCCUGCUCCCGCAGCUGCACAGACCCUGCCCGCCCUGCAUGGCGCAGCCGCCUGCGCCCCUGCCUGGCCAACUGUUCCAUGGGGGAGCCAGCACAGGAGCGUCCCUGCAACCUGCCCUCCUGCACAGAGCUGCCCCUGUGCCCCGGCCCUGGCUGUGGGCCAGAGAACUGUUCCUGGACUCCCUGGGCACCGUGGGAGCCAUGCUCCCGCAGCUGCGGGGUGGGCCAGCAGCGUCGUCUGCGAGCAUACCAUCCCCCUGGGCCCGGGGGACACUGGUGCCCCGACAUCCUUACUGCCUACCAGGAGCGCCGCUUCUGCAACCUGAGUGCUUGCCCAGUACCAGGGGGCUGGUCACGCUGGAGCCCCUGGUCCUGGUGUGACCGGAGUUGUGGAGGGGGCCGAUCACUGAGGAGCCGGAGCUGCUCAAGCCCCCCACCCAAGAAUGGGGGUGCUCCCUGUGUCGGAGAGAGGCAUCACUCCCGGGUCUGCAACCCCAUGCCUUGCGAGGAGGGCUGCCCAGCAGGCAUGGAGCUUGUCAGUUGUGCCAACCGCUGCCCCCGCCGCUGCUCAGACUUGCAGGAUGGAGUGGUGUGCGAGGACCCCCAAGUCUGCCACCAAGGUUGCCGGUGCCCCAACAGGUCCCUGGAGCAGGAUGGCAGCUGUGUGCCCAUCGGGUACUGCGAGUGCACAGAUGCCCAGGGCCACAGCUGGGCUCCAGGGAGCCAGCACCAAGACACCUGCAACAACUGCACCUGCCAGGCAGGGCGCCUCUCCUGCACGGCCCUGCCCUGCCCGCCACCCACCCACUGUGCCUGGAGCCGCUGGUCAGCCUGGAGUCCCUGCAGCCUCUCGUGUGGGCCCGGGGGACAGCAGAGCCGCUUCCGGUCUUCCACGUCUGGGUCAUGGGCCCCAGAGUGUCGAGAGGAGCAGUCCCAGAGCCAGCUGUGCCCGCAAGCCCCGUGCCCACCCUUGUGCCUGCAGGGCACCCACCCCCGAAGUCUGGGGGACAGCUGGCUUCAUGGAGAAUGUCAGCAGUGCUCCUGCACCCCGGAAGGCGUGAUCUGUGACAACACCGAGUGUGCAGUGCCCAGUGGCUGGACACUGUGGUCUCCUUGGUCCGACUGCCCUGUCUCCUGUGGAGGUGGACACCAGGUCCGCACCCGGACCUGCACAGUGUUGGCUGCUCAGCGCAACGGGCCGCCUUGCCCGGGCUCUGACACCCAGAUGCGGCACUGUGGGCAGCAGCCGUGUCGGCGAUUGCUGGACACCUGUUUCUGGGGCCCAUGGGGGCCCUGUUCCCACACGUGCGGCCUGGGCCUGACCUCCCGCUCUGGGUCCUGCCCCUGCCUGCCCGGCGAGGCUGACCCCACAUGCAACAAUGGCACUGUCACACACCUGGACACCGAGGCCUGCUACCCAGGGCCCUGCCUGGACGAGUGCAUAUGGAGCAGCUGGAGCAGCUGGACACGCUGCUCCUGCCAGGUGCCUGUGCAGCAGCGCUACCGCCACCAGGGACCAGCGCCGGGCCGGGCUGCCAAGGGAGCCCCCUGCACACGGCUGGAUGGCCACUUCCGGCCGUGCCCCAUCGGCAACUGCUCGGCAGACAGCUGCACGGCCCCCUUUGAGUUCCAGGCCUGCGGCUCUGCCUGUGCUGGGCUCUGUGCCACACACCACAGCCUUCAGCUCUGCCAGGACCUGCCACCCUGUCAGCCUGGCUGCUACUGUCCCAAGGGGCUGCUGGAGCAGGCGGGGGGCUGUGUCUCCCCAGAGCAGUGUAACUGCUGGCAUACCUCAGGAGAGGGAGGAGAGGUGACCCUGGCUCCCGGGGAACACCUGCAGCUGGGCUGUAAGGAAUGUGAGUGCCACCACGGAGAGCUGCGAUGCACGAGCCAGGGCUGUGAAGGUCUCCUGCCUCUGAGUGACUGGUCUGAGUGGUCGCCCUGUGGGCCCUGCCUGCCCCGAAGCACCCUGGCCCCUGCGUCCAGGGCCACUCUGGAGGAGCGCUGGCCUCUGGACAAAGCAGGCUUCUUUCCAACCUCGGCUCCCCUGCUGGCUUCAGAGCAGUAUCGUCAUCGCCUCUGUCUGGACCCUGAGACAGGCUGGCCCUGGGCCGGAGACCCUCGCCUGUGCACUGCACCCCUCAGCCAGCAGCGCCUCUGCCCUGACCUGGAAGCCUGCCUUGACCCAUGUCAGUGGAGUCCCUGGGGGCCCUGGAGCCCCUGUCCGGUGCCCUGCAGCGGAGGAUUCCAGCUGCGCUGGAGAAAGGCAGGGGGCCCUCCUCUGAGAGCCUGCCCGGGACCAUGGGCUCAGACCAAGAGCUGCAAUAUGGUGUCUUGCCCAGGAAAGAGCUGUGAGACCCAGGGCACUGUGCUCACCCUUGACUGUGCCAAUCAGUGCCCUCGUAGCUGUGCUGACCUCUGGGACCACGUGCAGUGUCUGCAGGGACCCUGCCAAGCAGGCUGCCGCUGUCCCCCAGGCCAGCUAAUACAGGAUGGGUACUGUGUGCCCGUCUCCUCCUGCCGCUGUGGCCUCCCCAGUGCCAAUGCCUCCUGGGAGUUGGCCCCAGCUCAGGUGGUGCAACUGGACUGCCACAACUGCACCUGCGUCAAUGGGUCCCUGGCAUGCCCACACCUUGAGUGCCCACGCUUGGGGCCUUGGUCGGCCUGGAGCAGGUGCUCGGCUGCCUGUGGUGGGGGCACCGAGGAGCGCAGUCGGAGCUGCACGGGGCACCCUGGGGCAGCACCGUGCCAGGCCCAGGACAUGAUGCAACAGCGACAGUGUAACCUGCAGCGCUGCCCUGAGUGCCCUCCUGGGCAGGUGCUCAGCACCUGUGCCACCUCCUGCCCAAGGCUCUGCUCACACCUGCAGCCUGGUACCACCUGUGUGCGGGAACACUGCCAGCCUGGGUGUGGCUGCCCAGAAGGGCAGCUGCUGCACAAUGGCACAUGCGUGCCCCCUGCCACCUGCCCCUGCACCCAGCGCUCCCUGCCCUGGGGCCUAAGCCUGACCCCUGAAGAGCUGGCUCAGGAGCUGCCCCCAGGGACCGUGCUCACCCAGAACUGCACCCACUGUGUCUGCCAACACGGCACCUUCAGCUGUUCCCUCGCUGACUGCCCGGAGUGUCCCCCAGGGGAAAUGUGGCACCAGGUGGCUCCGGGGCAGCAGGGACCCUGCGAGUGGACCUGCCAGGAGACAAAUGCCACAGAGGCUCAGAGCAACUGCAGUGCACUGCAGGUCCCGGGCUGCGUGUGCCAGCCAGGACGCUUCCGCAGCCAGGCGGGUCCCUGUGUCUCCGCGGAGCACUGCGAGUGCUGGCACCUCGGGCGUCCCCACUUGCCUGGAUCCGAAUGGCAGGAGGGCUGUGACAGCUGUCGCUGCCUGGGAGGGACAAGUGUCUGCACUCAGCUCUGCCCUCGCCUCACCUGUGCUCAGGGCCAGACGCUGGUGCAGGAGCCAGAGAGCUGCUGUCCCAUUUGCCAGUGGGAAACUCUCGAGGAGCGGCCACCCUCCUGCCAGCGCCUUACUGAGCUUCGAAACUUUACCAAGGGGCUGUGCCACCUGGACCAGGUAGAAGUGAGCUACUGCAGUGGGCACUGCCUGUCUAGCACCAAUGUCAUGGCUGAGGAGCCGUACCUGCAGAGCCAGUGCGACUGCUGCAGCUACCGCCUGGAUCCGGACAGCCCCGUAAAGAUCCUGCACCUGCGCUGUUCCGACGGCAGCACGGAGCCCGCGGUGCUGCCGGUGAUCCACAGCUGCCAGUGCAGCGCCUGCCAAGGAGGUGAUUUUGCAAAGCACUGACAGGCUCCGCUGGAUGUGUCCGUUGCUGUCCUUCUGUGAUCAGAGG